Aegilops tauschii subsp. strangulata is the source of this 690-nucleotide messenger RNA. RefSeq names its product putative lipid-transfer protein DIR1. Gene Ontology annotation, molecular function: fatty acid binding. NCBI's taxonomy places the organism in Eukaryota, Viridiplantae, Streptophyta, Magnoliopsida, Poales, Poaceae. The record is from RefSeq and is a predicted model, not a curated record. Gene Ontology annotation, biological process: systemic acquired resistance.
AUCUCACACAUUUCCAAAGCAAAACCUAGCAAAGACAAAAAUCUCCUCUAGCAAUCCACUAGAUAACAUAAUAACAGUACCAGCAGUCAUGGCUAAGGCACAUGCAUUAGCUGCAGCACUGUUGCUUGUCAUGUCGGUGUCCCUCGCCGCACUAGAAGGUGUUCAUGGCGUUUGCGGCAUGUCGAAUGAUGAAUUCAAGCUUUGCCAGCCCGCGGCGGCAGUGAAUAACCCGACAGACAGUCCGUCGGCUGAGUGUUGUGUUGCGCUUGGGAAGGCCAACCUAUCAUGCAUCUGCCGGUACAAAGGCAUCGCCAGCAUAUGGCUGAGAAAGUACCACAUCGACGCAAAGCGCGCCAUGGCGCUGCCCGGCAAGUGCGGUCUCACCAUGCCCAACAACUGCUCGUGAUGAUCAGAUGUACUACCCAUAAGUAUCUAGGAGUCGGUUGCUUUACGUCUGCAUCGACACUUUAUAUAUGGCUAAAUAAGUGGAGGAGCACUUGGAAAAGCAUUGUGCUACUCGGUCUUAUUGUUAUUGUGUGAUUUCAAAGUCAUUAAGCUCUUGAUAAAAUAGUAUAUGUGUGUUAUACUGGAAGUGUAAGGAUGGCAGGCGUGCCUUGCAUGUUAUUCCCAUGAAUUUAAUAUCUUAUAGUGGUGUCGUUCGUGUCAAAAAGUUGCACGUUUUCUAGUGAA